AUGAAGACUGCAGCAGUACUUUACGCAUGUGGCCUUCUGGCUACAGCUGUAACAGCUGAGUUUGAUGGCAACUUGAACUAUGCCAGUCCGUCUCGUCGUCAUGCUCGACUUGGUAUCGAUGUUCCUCUGGUCAAGCGCCGUUCCAUGAAGCGCGGCAAUACUCCCUACGAAGCAUCUCAGCUUAACUUCACCCACGGCGUCGCUUCUGGAGAUCCCUGGCCCGAGAGCGUCAUCCUAUGGACCCGCGUUGCUCCGUCUCUUAAGUCCGACCCAAGCAACAAGACCGUGGAUGGCACCGCUGGACUCUACAGCCACGAGACUGAAAAAUACAUCAAGGCCGACUCCCAUCCCAUUUGUGUGGACUGGGAGGUCAAGCCUUCUGAUGGCGAGAAAGUGGUGUCCAGUGGCCGAGCCUAUACAACAUCUGAUAUCGAUUAUACUAUUAAGGUUGAAGCUGAAGGCUUGAAACCUCUAACGGAAUACAGCUAUCAAUUUUCUAUAUGUGAUUCCGAGAGAAAAAGCCCUGUCGGCCGUACCAAGACUGCUCCCACAGCAGAUGAUGACGUUUCCGAGUUGAGCUUUGCGGUUUUUUCUUGCAGUAACUAUCCCAACGGUUACUUCAAUGCUUAUGGAAAUGCGGCUAGAAAGGAUGAACAUGACUAUGUCAUUCACUUGGGAGAUUAUAUCUACGAAUAUGGGGCUGAUGGCGACAGAGCUAGUCAGCCCUCGGAUGAAAUCUUUACACUACACGACUACCGAACGCGCCACGGACAGUACCGCACCGAUCCAGAUCUUCAGCUUUUGUCUAAAGACUUCGCUUGGAUCCCAACUUGGGACGACCACGAGUUUGCCAACAACGGAUACCGAGACGGGUUCUCCGGUCUUAACAAUACUGAGGACUCUUUUAAUAAAAAGGGAAAAGUCUCUGUCGAUUCCCGAAAGGUCAACGCUGUACGAGCUUAUUUCGAGUGGAUGCCCAUUCGCCAGACUGACAUGGACGAUGGUCUCCGAGUAUGGAGGUCUUUCAAGAUGGGAAAGCUUCUUGAUCUCAUCAUCCUCGAUACAAGAAACUACGACCGCAGUAUCACCUCACUUGACUGGAAUGAUGGAUAUAUUGACAUGAUCAGAGAUGAUCCUAGCCGAACUCUCAUGGGAAGUCGUCAAGAGAACUGGUUCUACAAAUCUCUGAGCGAGUCCAAAGACCGAGGUGCUGCUUGGCGAAUCAUUGGCAACCAAAUUAUCUUCUCUAGAAUAACCGAGAAUUAUGGUUCCGGUGAGAUAUUGUCAGGAGAUAAUUGGAGUGGCUAUGUCGCCAACCGAAACAGGACUCUCGAGCAUCUGUACAGCAAUGACAUUAGCAACAACGUCUUUCUCGCGGGAGACAGCCAUCAGAACUGGGUGUCCGACCUCGUUUGGUUAGGAACCAAAGACUACGAUAACAAAACAGGCGCUGGAAGCAUUGGUGUUGAAUUUGCUGGAACUGCUGUCAGCUCUAAUGGCAUCGAUGGCCCUAUCGAACCCGCAGCUGGAGAUGCCGCUCGAUCUAGAAUUGAAAAGAACCCCGAGUUGCAGUGGCAAGAGGGAUACUACCGUGGAUACUUCAUUCUGGAUGUCAACGCGGAGCAGGUUUCGUCUCGAUUCUAUGGCUCCCCUUCUGUGGCCACGCGCAACUCCUUUGAUAUCCCCUUGGCGAACUUUACUGUCGUCUCUGGCGAAAACCAUUUGAAGCGGCCUGUUGCCGGCGGUCGUGCCGAGUCCGGAGCACUUCGCUACGGAGAGAUUGUCCACACGAAUAUCACACUCGACACGGAGACUGGCGUAUGGAAUGUUACCGGCUUGGACAAAAUGUAUGUUGAGCAUAAGUAA
Messenger RNA from Fusarium coffeatum, 1866 nucleotides. RefSeq lists its product as uncharacterized. The coding region runs from base 1 to 1866 and encodes 621 amino acids. The record is from RefSeq and is a predicted model, not a curated record. The transcript has 9 exons. NCBI's taxonomy places the organism in Eukaryota, Fungi, Ascomycota, Sordariomycetes, Hypocreales, Nectriaceae.